AGUUAAGUUGAUAUCAUUCCAAAGAUUCACAUUACAACAACUGUUUGUUGGUUGAAAGUUUUACAAAAUGAAUCUCAUCAUAAUUUCACUUGUAAUAAUCACUUUACUGUUUCAAAUCAAUCAAGCCACUAAAAUCGAAUUAAGUUCUUACGAUUUGUUGAUUAAAGCCAAUAUAACUAAUGAGGAAUCAAACAAUACUUGGUAUUUGGCUGAAACAGUUUAUUUCAAGCCCUUUAUUCAUGGAGUAAUCAAGAUACAGAAAGGUGACAUCGAGAUGCAAGUUCAUUAUAAUCUCAACACUUCAAAAAGAAUCGUUUUCUUUGAAAACCGUGCCAUGGAAAUGGAAAGUAUUCGUAAUUUCUCUUGGAAUGUACAAUUACGUGUAUCAAUAAUCAGAUUGAUCAAUGAACUGUUGAUUUCGGGUCCGGUUAAUUGCUAUUUAUUUCUCUUAAAUUACAAUUAUAAUGAAUACAAAGAACAAAGAUCGCUGUCAUAUAAUUAUUACAAUUACAAUGAUGAUCAACUAUUCUAG
Messenger RNA from Tetranychus urticae (two-spotted spider mite), 532 nucleotides. The record is from RefSeq and is a predicted model, not a curated record. NCBI's taxonomy places the organism in Eukaryota, Metazoa, Arthropoda, Arachnida, Trombidiformes, Tetranychidae.